Molecule: messenger RNA, 2650 nt
Organism: Beta vulgaris subsp. vulgaris (sugar beet)
Lineage: Eukaryota; Viridiplantae; Streptophyta; Magnoliopsida; Caryophyllales; Amaranthaceae
Product: phenylacetaldehyde reductase-like
Exons: 6
Coding region: 1139-2131 (330 amino acids)
Molecular function (GO): oxidoreductase activity, acting on the CH-OH group of donors, NAD or NADP as acceptor
Source: RefSeq, a predicted model, not a curated record
CUGUCUGCCAGCUGUGUGAUUUGCUGCUUACUUAUGUUCGUAUCCUUUACAUGUUCAAGACGUUACCAUUGCUCAUAUCUGAGCUGUUCAAGACCAUAUGGCAAAUCGAAAUCUUCUAUCCUAGAACUUGUGUGCUACUUGCAGCAAUUUUAUUGGUCGUUAUUAUUGCAGGGCUCAUCACUAUAUAAAAUGAAUGUUAAAACAUGUUAUAACCAACGAAUAGAAAGAAGAAAGUGGCAAAAAUGUGGUACACAAAUUGUUGGACAAGAGAUUGAGGUUCUGUAGGUCUUUUCACCCACUAACAGAUCUCUUUCAACCUUUUCUUUUUCAUUCUUAGUUCCCCAUUAGCCUCUAUCAACAAAGUGAACUCAUAUAUUCCGUCUCAAAAUGUGUAUAUACUUGUGUGGCGUACUCUUUCUUUUAGUUGAUUAUAAUGUGUGCUCUAAUUUCAAUUAAGAAUUGAUAGAGUAUAAAACUAUUCCUCGAACUCCAACAAUCUGCUUAAGCUUUAUAAAACUAUUCUUGGGACUCCAACCAUCAACUUAAGCUUUUGGUUGAGUUGGUCCUUUUGACAUUGUAUCAGAGCCAACGUGACAUAAAGGUCACGGGUUCAAAUCUCAUCCAUCCCUCCUAGUAGAAUAUUUAGCGUCAGGUACGAGGAAGACUUGUGCUGCAUCCACUUCAAACUCAAUGGACUCUCGCGUGAGAGGGGCGUGAUAAAGUAUAAAACUAUUCCUGGGACUCCAACCAUCAGCUUAAGCUUUUGGUUGAGUUGGUCCUUUGACAAGAAUUGGUAGGACAAACAUAAUUAAUAAUGAAUAACCAAUAAAAUAAAGCCAGUUACAUAUUGUGAGGAAAAGAUUUUGAUUCCAACAAAACAAAAGUCUAUCUCAACUGGGCCACCUUACUGCAACAUUUAACAUGUGUGCCAAAGCUAACAAGAAAGUUUUUUUGGACCAAGAGUGUACACCGUACAACCUACCUCAGACUCACAAAAUUGACAUGCAUCAAAUUCCAACAACCUUAUCUUUUCUUUAGAUGUGUACCAAUACCAUUCACAUGUUUAUGCCAACAAAAAAAUCCAAAGAAGGGGUUAUUCAUCAACUGGUCCUUGUUGUGAGAACAAAGAUAAUCUCAGAUGGAACAAGUUAUGAGUGGAGAAGGAAAGAGAGUUUGCGUGACUGGUGCUUCAGGCUAUAUUGCUUCUUGGAUUGUCAAGUUCUUGCUUCAGCGAGGCUACGUCGUUAAUGCUACUGUUCGCAGCCUAAAUGAUCCCACAAAAACAGAACACUUACUUGCAUUGGAUGGUGCUGAGAAGAGGCUUCACUUGUUUGAAGCCAACCUCUUAGAGGAAGGCUCCUUUGAUUCUGCUAUCUAUGGAUGUGAUGGAGUUUUCCAUACUGCAAGUCCCGUCAUUUUACAAUCAAAUGAUCCUGAGUCAGAAGUGAUUGAUCCUGCAGUGAAAGGAACACUCAAUGUUCUUGUCUCGUGUGCAAAAGUUGCGUCUGUCAAACGAGUGAUUUUCACAUCUUCUACAGCAGCAGUUGUACAUACUGCUAAUCCUCCAACCAAUGAAACAAUAGUUGAUGAAACUUGGUUUUCUUCUCCAGAGAGCUGCAAAGGGAAACUAGGGGAUUGUUAUUUGAUCUCAAAGACAUUAGCCGAGGAUGCUGCAUGGAAAUUUGCCAAAGAGAAGGGUAUUGACAUGAUAUCAAUGAAUCCUGCAGCUGUAAUAGGCCCAAUCUUACAACCAACAAUGAAUCUUACUACUUUUGUCUAUGUUUUUAACUUGAUUAAUGGGUCGGAAACCUAUCCAAAUUUAGCUUUUGGGUGGAUUCAUGUAAAAGAUGUUGCUGAAGCACAUAUACGUGCCUUGGAGAUUCCUUCUGCUAAAGGGAGGUACAUAUUGAGCGAAACUGUGGCGCAUUUUGCAGAUCUUGUCAACAUUUUGCACGAGCUUUACCCGAAUCUCAAGCUUCCCAAUAGGUGCGACGAUGAUUCGCCACUGGAUCCAACUUACAAGAUUUCUCAGGACAAAGCUAAAACCUUAGGCAUUGACUACAUCCCCUUGAAAGUUGCACUCAAAGAAACCGUUGAGUGCUUAAAGGAGAAGUUCAAUAUAAGUGUUUGAUAUAUAUGAUGGAUAUAACUUUUAUCAUAUAUCCGGAUGUAUCAUGGAAGAGUACUUUUUGUUCAUUACUUAUUUGAAACCUCUAAAUGAGCAAAAUUCGUAAUAAUAAGUAGAACUUCAAAAGCGCAAAUGAGCAACAAAAAACUUUGAAGGUACGAUGAAUGCUCUUAUAGGUUAAAGGUGAAUAACGACUUCAACAACCUUUCUUUAUUGGUAAAUAUACCUAAGCAUUAAAGAUUUGAAAUGAAAGGAGUGUCCUUAAUCAGGGAUGCAAAGCUAGGGACUUUAGAAAACUCUAUGAAGAUUGUUAUUUGUUAAGUGUAGGCCAGAAGUGCAGCAAGAUUUACAAAGGGAUUUACGAUGGUGUUACAUAUAUAGUUGUUAUUUGUUUAGUAGAGUAUGUCUGAAUUUUAAUUCUAUAAGUAUCAAGCUAUGGACUAAGCAAUAACCUACAUGCAUGGUUAUGCGUAGUCAUUUUAUCCAAUUUGAAUGAUGAUUUUAUUUUAUAUAAAAAGAUAA